Branchiostoma belcheri (Belcher's lancelet) is the source of this 2335-nucleotide messenger RNA. RefSeq lists its product as uncharacterized. The record is from RefSeq and is a predicted model, not a curated record. The coding region runs from base 1568 to 2284 and encodes 238 amino acids. The transcript has a single exon. Gene Ontology annotation, molecular function: transcription coactivator activity; DNA binding. Lineage: Eukaryota; Metazoa; Chordata; Leptocardii; Amphioxiformes; Branchiostomatidae. Gene Ontology annotation, biological process: positive regulation of transcription initiation by RNA polymerase II.
GGCGGCAUCGUUACUUAAGGGUAGGUUGUGUAUGUAUCGCUGUGUCAGUAUGGAGGUGUUGAAAACCCAAACGGAAGACAUAUUUCGUCACCUGCUCCACCACAGAGCUCCCAACGUGUUUCCUAGAAACGGGCGACUUGAAAAUAGAGCCAUAUACCGUAAGGUUGUGCAAGUGUCAAACGAUGUGACGGAGAGGAAAGAGUGGGCUGAUCUCCUCUGCUGUUUUGUCUCUACAACAACAACAACAAACGGGGCUUCACGACUGAGAGCCCUGCUAGAAAACGUGCUUAACGAGGAUGGAUUGAGCUGGGGGCGUGUCAUCAUCGCCAUGAUUUUUGCUCUGGAUGUCAAUAUUAAGUUACACGGGUCACAAACGAACCAAGAAAACGCGAUAUGCUCAGAGUUAGCCGAGUUGAUGUGCGCCAUAGCGGGGAGGUGGCUGUUACGACGCGGAGGGUGGAGUGGGAUGAUUGACGCUGCAGAACCGUCGAUAUUCGUGGCUGUUGUGAACCUUAUCUGUCGUAUGUGGACUGCGCCUGUUUGCGUUAUUGUAUCGUGACUAUGAACAGGAUCUAGAACGUGUCUGUGAACAUCUGCUUGCUGAUUGGUCAUGGUGUAAGAAGAUUUCUGUAUAAAGACAGACGAACUUUGGUCUUGUUCACUUGCGCCCUCUCAACGCUUCCGACUGGCAAGGACCCGACGACAACUCUUGCUGAGCGAUGGCUGCUACAGAUCCCGUGCAGACUCCGAAAAUUCAUAGCAACAGUAACAAAAACGGGACAGAAAUCAGAUUCCCCUUGGGGGGAAACGUCUACGCUACAGCUGGGCAUUUUCGAAAAAAAGUGGAAGUAAGUUUGCGUCAUUUUCACAGAACUUUUCUGCGGCCUAACCGGAAAUUGAAGGGCGAUACUAGGACUGGGGUGUUUCUAACCCCUGAACAAUGGCGGACUCUGAAACUUAACAUGUCGGGUGUGUCGGCGGCUCUACAGGCCUAUACGGCUGCUGCUAUGCCUGACGACCCGACUCUGUUCUCACCUCGCCGGUUUAACCUGGGAAACCUGACCUACGCCAUCGUACAGAUAUCAAGAGGGGAGAUCGUUGUGACAAUGCGAGAAUAUUUCCAGCGACGGCCAGAAUUCCGACGCGGGCCACCAAACGAUGAUUUUGACGACCUUCUACCGGGAAAGAGAUGCCUUAAGUUAUCUGCCGCACAGUGGUAUGCACUGGAGGAGAACAGCCAGAAGAUAGAUACGGUACUUGAAGCAGUGACAGAGAAGACAGACUUCCUGACCGACAAGCUGCUGAACAACAUCGUGGGCUGUGACGUGUGACCUUCUUCAGAUAUAGUGCUGUGGCGCUCCACAUUCUGGUCUAUGUGGUGCGCGUGUUAUUGUAUCGUGAAGGUGAACAAGAUCGAGAACGUGUUUGGACAUGUCAACAAAGCUGCCUGCUGAUUGGUCAAGGCGUAAGAAGAUUUCUGUAUAAAGCCAGACGAACUUUGUCCCUCUUCACUUGCGACUUCUCUGCGUUUCGGACUACCAAGUACAGGACAACUCUUCGGCGAACGAUGGCUGCUACAGAUGUCAGCAAUUGGCUGAACCAGCCGAUAUACCAGGGCCAUUUGUACACCGACGCAACAACGCAGACACCACCGCCACGCGACGAACCGUCUGCGGGCGCAUCGCUGUAUUCGACCGCAAGUUUGCCUGCCGACCCCGUACCGUCCCCGACACCGAAGAUGCACAUCAGCAGUGGUAACGACGGAGCGGAAAUCAGAUUCCCCUUGGGGCAAAACGUCUUCGCUACUGCUGGACAUUACAAAGGAAAAGCAACGCUGUCUCUCCGUGAUUUCUACAGACCACGGCCAGACCAGGAGGACGUAUGGAAGGGUGGCAAGAAGGGGGUGGUUCUAACCCCCGAACAAUGGAGGACUCUUAAGCGCAACAUGUCCGGGGUUUCGUCAGCUCUGCUGGCUUGUACCUUCGCCGCCAUGCCCUACGACACGACCGUGUUCUCACCUCGCCGCUUUCACCUGGGAAACCUGACAUACGCCAUCGUGGAGGUCUUCAAAGGGUCAGCGGUGGUGGCAAUCAGAGAAUUUUAUCGACGAAGCCCAGAAGACGCCAACAAUCUACUACCGGGCAAGAAAGGGCUCAACCUAUCUGCAGAACAGUGGAAGGAGCUGCAGGAGCACAGUCAGAAGAUUGAUGCGGUACUUGAAGCUGUGGCAGAGAACACAGCGGUCCUUACCGACAAGCUGCUGAGCGACAUUGCUGGUCUGUGAUGUGUUGUCCUGAAUAAAGCUUCCUGUGGUCCGAACGCAGGCAAAGACGUG